AUGUAUUGUUAUGAUGAUAUGAUGAUGGAGAUUUCUCCAACUACAACACCAACCCUUCAAUUUCAUAAUAACAUUGAUUAUUUACAAUAUAUACCUUCUUCAACCACCACCACCACCACAACCACUACCUCAACCACAACCUCAACCAAUAGUCUACAUUAUUUGCAGGACAAUUUAAAGUUGACUACAUUUCAUAAAUUUUUAAAAUCAAAUCCUCAAUAUAAAUAUCAUGAUGAAUUAUUAUUUAAUCGAUUAUUAAAUAUUUGUUGGAGAAGAAUUUAUAAAAAUCAUUAUAAUUUAAAAGAAUAUAAUCCUUUAAAAAUUAAUUGGGAUAAAAAUUCCGAUAUUACUUGGUUAUAUGGUCCACAAUUAGAAUUAAUUGAAAAAGAAAAUCAAUAUCAUCAUCAUCAUAAUAGUAUAUUUAGAACAAAUUCAAAUAUUGAUUUUAAUAUGAACAAUGGUAAUAAUGGUAAUGGUAAUGGUAAUGGCAAUAAUAAUAAUAAUAAUAGUCUUAAUACUAGUUCUAGUACUAGUACUAGUAGUAGUACUAGUAGUGUUAAUUCUACUGAUGAAGAUAAUGAUGAUGGUAGAUUAGAUUUAUUUCAUGAUGAUUUAGAUAAUAGUUCUAUAUCUUCAAUUGAAUCAUAUUGUUCAGCAUUAGAUGAUGAUGAUGAUUAUGAUAGUAAUGAUAACCUUGUUAAUAAUAAUAAUAAUAAUAAUAAUAAUAAUGAAAGUGAUUAUUGUUAUGAAGGUGAUGAAGAAAAUGAAAUUUUAGAUAAUAAUGAUUAUUCAAAUUAUAUUACUACUAAUAAUUGUAUUAACAAACGUCAAAGAAAGAAUAACAAGAAUAAAGAUAAUAAAGAUAAUACAAUGAUAAAAGUCAAUAGAAGAAAUGGUAAUAAUGGGAGAAGAAGAUCAACUACAUCAACUAAUUCUUCUCUACUUGAUGAUAAUGAUAUUGAUGUUAUUACUGCUAAAUCUAAACAAAAUGAAAUUGAAAUAAUUUAUUCAAAUUAUUCUGGUCAUGAAUGUUUAUCUAAGAAAUCAAUUCUUAAAAAUAAAAGUUACACUAACAUUAACAUUAACACUAACAUUAACACUAAGGCUAAAUCUAUUAUUACUACUGCCACUACUAGUAAUAAUAACAUUGAUUGUUAUUAUCAAUGGGUAUUCCAUAACAACAACAAUAAUAGUAAUAAUAAUAAUAAUAAAUCAUUAUAUAAACAUUUGAAGAGGAAUAAUAAUAAUAAUAAUAAUAAUAUGAAAAAGAAGAAUAAGAAGAAAGUAUCAUUCAAUCAUAUUGUUAACACUAGAGAAAUAAUUAAUGGAAUGUCAGUUGAUUAUGAUUUCUUAGAUCAAAAUUGUUUAUAA
This is a messenger RNA of Candida dubliniensis CD36, 1371 nucleotides long. RefSeq lists its product as uncharacterized. The transcript has a single exon. The record is from RefSeq and is a predicted model, not a curated record. Lineage: Eukaryota; Fungi; Ascomycota; Pichiomycetes; Serinales; Debaryomycetaceae. The coding region runs from base 1 to 1371 and encodes 456 amino acids.